Prunus armeniaca (apricot) is the source of this 870-nucleotide messenger RNA. Lineage: Eukaryota; Viridiplantae; Streptophyta; Magnoliopsida; Rosales; Rosaceae. The record is from the annotation of a GenBank genome assembly.
AUGCGUUCAAGUAAAUUAGAAGAAUCUUUUCGUUGCAAUCAAGAACUCCCUUCUAGAAUUUCCAAAAGCAGUGACCUUCUGAAUGAUGCUACUACUGUCUACACAAGAAAAAUAUUCAAAUUAUUUGAAAAUGAGUUUGCAGAUAGUCUGGGAGUGAUGAUGCAUGAAGUUGGAAGUGAUGGUAGAAUACACUCAUUUGAACUUAAUGAAGAAGGUCAUAAAAGACGAUGGACAAAAGAUGCAAAGAAAGGAUUGGAGGCAAGUGAGCAUGGUGAAUUAUUACAAAUAAAGGGUAAAUCAUCGGUCACAUUGCAGCGAAAUACUUUGAUGCGAACAGCUUAUGAUGUAUUGACUAAGGCAUCAGAGAUAGAAAAUACUACUAGAAUUGCUCUGCAAAAAUUGAGAGAGAUAGCAGGAUUGAUUGAAAAAGAAAUGAUAAAGUCAAAGGGAGAAGUUAAUGCAAAAAUUCAUGAUAGUCUUGAUGAUUGUAAUGCAACCACAUUUGAUGAGACGCCAGUACAAAAUCCCUCUUGUGUAAGGCCAAAAGGAAAAAUCAAGCAACCAAGCAAUAUAGGCCCUUCAUGUAACUCAUCCCAUGCACCACUUAGUUCAAAUUUUCUUCAUCCAGAUGGUGUACCCAUGAGUACAAAUAUUAACAAUCAUGUCUAUCCAGCUAUAAGCUUGUUAACUACCAACGGUCAUGCAUAUUUGCCUCCAUCUAACCAAGUAAUCCAAUUUGAUUACAAUUCUACAGGGACAUUAAAUCAAUCUAAUUUUUCUUUCACAAGUAUGCUACAAAGUAGUGAUUUGAUGACACAGCUAAAUCAGCUAUAUGUAAUGCAAAAUUCACAGUCUUAUGGUUAUGAGUAG